Brugia pahangi is the source of this 1299-nucleotide messenger RNA. Lineage: Eukaryota; Metazoa; Nematoda; Chromadorea; Rhabditida; Onchocercidae. The record is from the annotation of a GenBank genome assembly.
AUGAAUUGCACAAAAGGCUCCGUCUGCUAUCGGACAUACUACGCACAUCAGUCGAGCAGUGGUUGCUUGAUGUCAUCCAAAAGUGAAGUUUGUUGCGAAGUUGCGAUCGAACCGUGCGACGGAAGAACUUAUACAGCUGUAAAGUUAACUCAACCUGAUACAAUAAUCAUUCUGCGACAUCGCAUUUACGAGCGUCUAGCAAGUCGCUGGACAGAAGCAGCUUCUGAAGAAUUUGAAGCAGUUGUUAAUAAAGGUUCAGCUAAAAUGGAGACAAUUGAUAAGCGACAGAUGGAAAUACGAACGACAACAGGUCGAGCAAUCCGUGAAAUGUUAAACGGAAUGUAUUAUUUCUCGAAUGAUAAUCGUCAAUUAAUGAUGGGCGUACGACUAAAUGAACCAACCGAAAGUGACAUUCAUAAGUUGGGUUGGUUACGCAAAAAUGCUAAUUCAUGGUUGAUACGUAAUGGAAUUAUUAAAAUUACCGAUUCACAGCAUGUUACAAUUGAAAAUUGUAAAGGACAACGUUAUUUAACUCGAUACAAUGCAGAAUAUUUUAUAACUUCCGAUGAUCGUAUCACUGAUCUUGAUCUCGGCUAUCCGGUUCAUGAGCAGAACUGGAUUGAACAAGUGGAAAUUUUAAAUGAUAAUCGAGCAGUACGAAUUGUUCAUGCUGAAGGCACUGUAGUACAUAUUAGUGUUAGCAGUGACACUAGGCCCAUAAUUGUACGACAUGCAUCACAUUUGCUAACAUUCAAUGGAACAAUUCGAAUGGAUGAUCAAUCAAAUCGAUUUCUCAACCUUACAAUACUUGGUGGAAAAGGGACAUUAAUUGGUUAUGUGCAUCGGUCAGAGGACAAAUCGAGCACCGAUUGGAGUUUUAGCAUAGAAAUUGGCACCGCAACAAGGACGAAAUUUACUGCGACGAUCGGUGGAAUUCCAACAGGAAUAAUCUCCGAUCGGUAUGUGUGCUUGCAACCGGCCGGUGAUGCCAGUGCGGAGCAGUGCAAGUGGUUAAAAUACGAAGCAUCGCCGCUACGUGAACGACACGUGGCACACCGUUGGCAAGCAGGUAUUGACAAUUGUCCAGGAUGCAACGAGCGUGGUAUCGAGAAUUUCCUGCUCAAUCUUGACCCACGACAGUGGCUCAACGGUCUAAACUCAACAACCGAAGCAGUCACUUGCGCUUUAGAAAUAGCGCUUGUCAUAGUAAGUAUAUUAGCCACCGUGCUAAUAUGCACAAAAUGCAUUAUUCCAUUAGCCAAAUGUACGGUUUCACUCAGUAAACCACCAAAAAAAUGA